AUGGCUUCGCCAGAAAACAUAAGUCCCUCCGCGUCGUCCAUAUUCCUUCCUCUUGGACGACGCGGCUCUCGGACUUCUCUGUCAUCCCAGGCUGAACGGGAGAACUUGAACGAGGCAUUGGACCAGAUCCACUCGGCGGCCUAUCAGUCGGAGUCUCUCACCGUUUUUAAUGAAUUUACCCAUCCUCCAUCUUCGUCAUCCGCGGCGGAAAACGACAGUCCUCAGAAUCCACCAAACGACGCAAACGGAGGGCUCAGCGGGUUAUAUAGUCGCUUCCGGGCAUCAGUCGGGGGUGUGAAGGAUAUCGUGGGAAGUUCUGCAAAGCCAUCCGACGGGGCAGCCAGCGAGUCACCCGCAGCCAAAAGUCCUAGCGCCGAUAAUACCUCUUUCACUGGCGUGGACUCUCAACCAUCGCACCCAAACUCCGUUCAUGGGUCUAAGGUCCAUUCUCCGGUAGCGGGGGCCUUGUCACCGGCCCCCGAUGGUUCCAAUCCGGUUGCAGCACCCAGAGGGACCAGAUACUCUUCAAGGCCGGCGAGUUUGUCUUCAAAGGCGUCCGCAGCCUCGAUCCCGGCUAUAAAAUCUCCUGUUCCGGCUCUUACCAAGACGGCGGAUCCUGCAGUAACCGAGAUCAACGUCAAUGCCGUCAGAGAUGGUCUUGUCAAUUCCAAAAGCAACCCCCCUGGUUUCGCAUCCCACGCGUUUCAGGGUGUGGAUCAACAAAACGUCGACAGGACUGAAGGGUCGCGGUCAUCAUUGAGUGAAGGUUCAGGAGGAUCAAACAGUCAGAGGUCUUAUUCUCCGGUCCUAACGGGCAAAGCGCCCAACAAUCCUUACAGGGAUGGGCAGGGGCCUCUCGACCCGGCUCAGAUCCAAAGGGUCGGGAAUGAGAUAUCUGAUUGCGACAAGCUGAAAAAGUCUGCAUCUGGUGUUGCUGAUCGUCCCGACUUGCCCGAGCUCGAUACAUCGUUCACUUCCAGUUCUCGGAAGGGUAGACAGCUCGACAACACCACCCAAGACUCGCAACCCCUUCCGGAAGGGAGUACAGCGACGGUUUCCUCAAGCUCAUUUACCGCAGAUGAUUCUACAGCCCCAACCUCUGCAACCAACAGCCUGACAAAAGUAUCCAAUGAUGGAAGUUCGGUUCAAGAUGCACGCACUCCCACUACUCUUGGGACUUCUGUGUCUCUUACAGACAAAGAUUCAAAUAUUACGAAUUCUUCGAGACCUUCUGUUGACAAACCACGAGACAAGCCAGUGCCUCGUGUCAGUCACAGUCGCUUACCUGGUUAUGUUAUGUCUCGUACCUCGUCGAGCGACACCGCAACGACUCAGUCCGCCGUUCUCGAGAAUUCCAACAACCAGCCUUAUCGGAAUCGCCCCCCGCCGAUGAAAAGUGCUGACUCUCAAAAUAAUUUCUCGCAAUUGAGGAACAAGCUACUUAGCAAGGAGUUUUGGAUGCGGGAUGAGAAUGCGAAAGACUGCUUCUUGUGUGGGGAGCCAUUCACGACGUUUCGACGGAAGCAUCACUGCCGCACCUGUGGCCAGAUUUUCGACUCAAAGUGUACCGUGUUGAUCCCAGGGGCUGAAUUUGGUCAAAGUGGUUCCAUUCGCGUGUGCAAGCCGUGUGAAAACAUGAUCAAUUCCCGCGACGACGACUCGUCCGAUUUCUCGGACAAUGAGCAGAGCCCUGUUGUCAUGAAUCCCCGACUACCAGAGUUACAGUCGAGUGGGAUUAGUGGCCGUCAACAUGCAGAUGAUGAUGAUACGUCCUCUGUAAUGUCUCAAUCCAUUGAGCAUAUUAUGAAGACGCCAACUAUGGCAAUUCCUGCAACCAGACGCACGACUGAGGGCAGUAACCGUCGCUCUGCCGUCCUGGAAAUAGAUUCGGACCACCCUUUGGCUCGACCAACUUCGUCCAGAUCUCUCAGAUCAUCAGCCGGUCUGAGGAGCCAUUCAAUGGGCCACAAACGCCACCAUUCGCGGCAACAGUACAUACGCAGUUUCAAGUCCUACCAUGAGGACCGGGCCCCAUUUCAACGGCGUCAUCUGGAAGACAUCAACCAAGGGGCACGGCUGCCCGCUUUUCACAGAGAUAACAUCAUUGAUCCGGAUUUGGCGCAAUAUCUCUCGGAUGAUGCCUCUAGCGGCGAUGAGCAACCGAGCCUUCUCUCAGUUGUGUCUGAUGGUAGCUUGCCAAAGGGUGGAGGUGACAAUGAGAAAGCUACAUUCGGCGGUUUUCUUGCGGCUGUCAAAAAGGGCCGAUCUCGGUUCGGUGACCGCAGCACUGCCAACGGAGUAGCCGCCACGCGUGAUGCGGACGAUGGUAGCAUCAGUAGCUCAAGGGCUGUUAAUCUACCCCGAGCCACGCGACGGCGAAAUCUAAGUGUUGCUAGCAGUAUUCACCAACGACCGUCCCCCCGAGACUUAAAGGAUAGCGCACACGUCUUCCACGAGAAUUCCAGCCCAAGCCCAGCCAAUUCCACAGGCGUUAGCUCGGGGAGCGGUUUUAAAAUGACAAGAAGUUCAUCCAUGAGAGGAGCGGGCGCCCCCGCCAUUGAACUGAAUAGGGCCAGUUUGGAACAUGUCCGUAAGCUGCUUCGACAACUCUUGAAAGAUUCCUCGGUUCCUCAUGCCAAAAGUUGGGAAACGGCGCUGUUGCCCAUCCUACUCAAAGCCACUGAUGAGGUGGAACCGGAUGUUCAACGCGGUGAUGACAUGGACAUUCGUCACUAUGUGAAGCUGAAGAAGAUCCCCGGUGGCCGACCAGGCGAUACGUCAUAUGUUUCAGGGCUGGUCUUUACCAAAAAUCUCGCGCUGAAGAGCAUGCCUCGAAGUAUUGCGCAGCCAAAUAUCCUCAUCAUCACUUUCGCACUUGAAUACGCACGUCAUCAACAGCACUUCAUGAGCCUCGAACCAGUUAUCCGGCAGCAGCGCGAAUUCCUGGAGAAUCUUGUCAGCAGGAUUGCGGCGUGGCGUCCUAACCUCCUCCUCGUUGAGAAGAACGUUUCCGGUCUAGCACUUGAGCUGCUCGAGAAAGCAAACAUUGCUACCGCCUACAACGUUAAACCCUCUGUGCUCGAGGCGGUUUCGAGAUGCACACAGGCAAGAAUCAUUACGUCUAUGGAUAAGCUUGUCACAACUCCAGCCCCCACUGGUCAAUGCGGAAGUUUCGAUGUUAAAACCUACGUACAUAACGGUCGCAAAAAGACGUACAUGUACAUUUCGGGCUGUCCCAAGCAACUCGGAUGUACCAUUGUUCUGCGCGGCGCUGAUAACAGUGUUCUGGCAAAGGUCAAACGGAUCACGGAAUUCAUGGUUUAUGUUGUCUAUAACCUGAAGCUCGAGACCUGCUUGAUCAGGGAUGAAUUUGCACAAUUACCGACAUCCGAUGACAGCGUUAAAAAGGGAGUCCAGAGCGCGGAUAAAUCCGGUGGUUCAAAGUCGACCACGUCCAACGACUCGUCCGCGGAUCAAAAUACCACUUCAAGGUCAGAUGCAGCUGAUAAGACUCGAGACGGGGCUUCCGGAGACCUGGCGAUCGCCAAUGAAACAGACGUGCCUGAUGACGUACCAAUGCCCACAUUCUAUGAAGACAUGGUUCAAAAGCAUGAGACGAAGAUCCUCUCCGCUUCUCCCAGCGUCAAAUUCGAGCCUCCCUACUUGCUCAUGCGUGCUCGGGAACUGGAACGCAGACUUGCAUACCUAAAACGUCUGCGUGACCGGGAUAGUUCUUCGGAGCAAGAACAGACCCAAGAUGAGAAAAACAAAUCUCAGAAAUUCGUGCUAAUCACACCUGAAAUGAUCCAUGAAUCACCUGAAGGCGCUCCCCCGAAGGUGAAAGAGGUCCUUCACGCGGUCCACGAUGCGGAAUACGACAGAGCUUUGCACAAUUAUCAGACCCAAAAGCGGCAGUGGGAAGCAUAUCUGUCCGGAAACUCGAAUCUAUUCGAUCCUUUCGCACACCAGAAUAUUGUCGUCCUCUAUAGUUUGGUUUGCACCACUACGUCUAUUCCCUGUUCGGGUCCUGACAUCUUCGCCUUGGACUUCUAUAAUGAGCACGAGAGCGACAACCGAGUUUUCGAGGCAGAUUGUACCCUUGGGCAAUAUGUAGAAGAUCUUUGUCUGGAGGCGAAUGCCGUCUGUGGGGUAAAUGGCUGCGAAAAGCGAAUGUUUGAACAUCAUCGUCAAUACGUCCAUGGAGAGGCCCAAAUCAGUAUCUUCGUCCAACCUUACCCCUGCAAACUUCGGGGCUUACAAGAUACCAUCCUGAUGUGGAGCUGCUGCAAGAUCUGCGGCAAUGAAACCCAGGUCAUGCCGAUGUCUGAAAGCACCUGGAGAUAUUCGUUUGGAAAGUAUCUUGAGCUGUCUUUCUGGAGCAGAGAUAUUCGUGCCAGAGCCGGUGUUUGUCCCCAUGAUAUCCAUCGGGAUCAUCUUCGUUUCUUUGGUUUCAAAGACAUGGCUCUGCGGAUCCAUUAUGAUCCCAUUACCUUGCUGGAGAUCAUUGUUCCGAGAACGCGAGUCACUUGGAAAGUUGACAAUGAUCUGAGACUGAGAAACGAAAUCUACAAGAAAUCAGAGCACCGUAUUUCCAAGUUUAUGGCCUCGGUCAAGGCUCGCCUCAAGAGCAUUAAUGUUGAAAGUGUUAUGCCAGAGAAGGUUGAAGAUUGCAGAAAGGAAACCGAGGCUCUCAUGAAGAAGGCAAACGAAGACCAUGCUAGCUUGAUAAAACAGCUGCAGGAAAAAUACAUGAAUUCACGGUACUGGGAAACCAUCCCCCUGAAUGAAGUCCUGCGGUCUGUGCAAGAAAAGGUAGUUGAAUGGGACGUUGCCUUUGCGGAAUUCGAGAAGAAUUUCUUCCCGUCGGAGAAAGACAUCAGGCGGCUAGCCACUUUGCAACUCAAGAAGAUCUUCCUGGACAAAGACGCCUCCGUGACUUCCCUCACUACGGCUGAGGAACCCUCGACCACUCCAACGGAGCCAGGCGCGGAUGAAACGAACGAGACUGCCGAAAAGCCCCGACCAGUCCGUCGCAUGACACUGUCGCCCGAGAAGGCUCAGGACGUUCUUGUGUCAGUUGUGGAAGAACAUUCUGGCAAAAUUAAUACUGAGGGGGCAGAGGGAACUGCAGAGAAUGAGUUGUCUGCGCAGACAACUGGUACAGACCAGGAAGGCGAAGCCUCUUCUCCCCAACCGAAUGCGACACCACAGGAAGAUGGUCAGCAGCUCGAUCUCUCUGCUCCACCCAGCUCUUCGGAGGUUAACACCUCAGCGCAACCUUCCACUGAAGCUGUAGCAGAUUCAAGAUCUGCAACGCCAUCCCUGGAUUCUGAUUCCAGGCUCAGCAAUCCUCCAUCCCCAGAGGUAUCAGCACUCCCGGACAAAACUCAGAAAGUGGACACUAGCGGCCGAGCUGAAAGUGGCCCGCAAACUCUACAAGCCACGCCAACGCCUUCAGGGAUCCCCAGACUCGCCAGUAGAAAGACCAAGUCCCCGCCACUACACCGAGCGUACUCUCAGCCUGCUCAGUUGUCGAGGGAGAACAGCAGCAACAAUGGUCCUAUGGCAGCCCUCAAGUCCGGCUUCGGCCACUCCAACAGCAAGGUCCCAGGCGCUCUGCCCAGCCCUCCUCCUGACUCGAAGCCCAAGCUCGGUGAGAAAAAGUUGCCCGAGCGUCUUGGAUUGAGUGCGUUGAAAUCUGGGAAGUUAACGUCUGGCCACUCAUUCAUUCCCCGCUCCGUUCCAAACAAGAAGAAGAAUCCCCGGGUCACGAGCUUAGCCAGACACUUUGAGCAACUGAGCCGUGAGUUUGAAAAGGAACGGCAGCGUGAACGACUGCAGCGAGCGGCGAAGAGUAAACACUCACGAGCAUAUCCCAUGGCGUCAUCAAAGCCAAUCGUCGAAGUGUACAAGAAUGUCAGGGAAGCAGUCGAGGAGCGAGAGCCGUCUGGUGAAGGAGAGGACUUCUUCUCUCCGAAGGUUCCGUCUUCCUUGGAGGAACCCGCCCGGGAAAGCGAGGAGCUCUCGCGGACCGAUACGAAUGCCAGCAAAGAGCCUGUUCCCGAACCAGAGCCAGCGACUCCGGCGGAGCCAGAAGAGAACGCACCUGCCACCAACGAGGUUGCCUCCGAAGCCGACGAGGCACAAAGCGAUGAGGAUCGAAACCUUGCCGAUGAUACACCUCUUGCAGACUCCCCGGAGGAGUUGGUAAAACUCUCCCCAGAACAAGAAGACGAUAUCGACUUGAAAGAACUGCCAAAGCACGAACGGAGUACGUUAGUGAAAAUGCUGACAAACUUCUGGGCUGAGCGGUCAGCAAGUGGAUGGCAACCACUCGAUUAUCCACUGAAGGUGUCGGACCAUGUUUUCGCUGACUGUGAUAUCAUCGUUCGCGAGGAUGAACCCAGCUCGUUGAUUGCCUUUGCUCUUGACUCACAAGACUACAAGAACAAGCUAGCGAGUAUCCAAGAACAUUACAAAGAGCUAGACGAACAACAGGCUGCUUUGCAUGGUGAUGCAGAGGCACAGAACGAAGCCCGUGUGGAGCAAGCGCUACUCCGAGCCACUGGGACUCAUCUCAAGUACCAGUUCCAGGAAGGCCAGGCGAAGAUGCUCUGUAAGAUAUUCUAUGCAGAGCAGUUUGAUGCUCUACGAAGGAAAUGUGGGGUAGCCGACCGCAUCGUUGAGUCGCUUUCUCGCUGCGCAAAAUGGGAUUCCAAGGGCGGUAAGACCAAGUCGUUAUUCUUGAAGACGCUUGACGAUCGUUUCGUCUUGAAAUCUCUAUCUGCUGUUGAAACGCAAGCCUUCCUCAAGUUUGCCCCAGCAUACUUUCAGAUCAUGUCCGAGGCGCUGUUCCACGAGCUACCGUCGGCCAUUGCCAAGAUGUUUGGUUUCUACCAGGUGAUCAUUAAAAACCCAGCCACUGGUGUCGAGUACAAUUGGUUCUUGCUCGUGAUGGAGAACCUUUUCUAUGACCGUUCACCGACGCGUAUUUUUGAUCUCAAGGGCUCGAUGAGGAAUCGCAAGGUGCAGAGCACCGGAGAGCGCAACGAGGUGUUGUUGGAUGAGAACAUGGUUGACUUUAUCUACGAGACUCCGUUGUUCACCCGAGAGCACUCGAAGAAGCUGCUCAGCCAGAGCGUUUGGAAUGACACGCUGUUCCUGGGCCGACAGAACGUCAUGGAUUACUCGUUGAUGAUUGCCAUUGACGAGCCACGCCGGGAGCUGGUCGUCGGCAUCAUUGACUGCAUCCGGACGUACACGUGGGAUAAGAAACUGGAGUCGUGGAUCAAAGAUCGUGGGUUUGCCGGCGGCGGCAAGAACCGGCCGACGGUGACUAGUCCGAAGGAAUAUAAGAGUAGAUUUAGGGAGGCGAUGGCCAGAUAUGUUCUCCAGGCACCGAACUGCUGGCAUCAGUUCCAACCGACAUACAUGGACCAUCGCCGGAUUGAGAACCAUCUACAUCACGUACAGACACCGGCAGACAUGGAGAAUAACGAGAAUAACAAUGCGGAACCUACAGGCGCAUGA
Molecule: messenger RNA, 7530 nt
Organism: Rasamsonia emersonii CBS 393.64
Lineage: Eukaryota; Fungi; Ascomycota; Eurotiomycetes; Eurotiales; Trichocomaceae
Product: 1-phosphatidylinositol-3-phosphate 5-kinase
Exons: 2
Coding region: 1-7530 (2509 amino acids)
Biological process (GO): phosphatidylinositol phosphate biosynthetic process
Cellular component (GO): fungal-type vacuole membrane; endosome membrane
Molecular function (GO): ATP binding; 1-phosphatidylinositol-3-phosphate 5-kinase activity; metal ion binding
Source: RefSeq, a predicted model, not a curated record